Messenger RNA from Sclerotinia sclerotiorum 1980 UF-70, 648 nucleotides. RefSeq lists its product as hypothetical. Lineage: Eukaryota; Fungi; Ascomycota; Leotiomycetes; Helotiales; Sclerotiniaceae. The record is from RefSeq and is a predicted model, not a curated record. The transcript has 2 exons. The coding region runs from base 1 to 648 and encodes 215 amino acids.
AUGCCCAAGAGGUUGAUCGAUACUCUCGAGCAGGAAUACAACGAAUACAACGAUCUGAUUAGCGGAUGGAAAGGAGCAGGUUUGAAUCCAUUUAGUCCUCGUCAAGUUCUAAAUAAUCUUCCAACCCCGCUUUUACCACCACCUUCCACUCCAAAUACACCAGCAAAUCCAGAAGAUCUAGAUCUUUCUUUGCUUAAUAGCUCUUCCCCGAAUGAUAUUGAGCUGCGACAAGCAAAUAAGGUACUCAAUUCAGCUUUAUCCGCUAAUAAUCUGCUUACUUCUCCAGUACAGAGAUAUGCAAAGCGAAUUACCCAUCAGAUUGAAAGCUUAAAUGCUGAAAAUGCUAUUCUUCGAAAGGAACUUCAAGAAUAUAAAGAGUUACUUGAGACACGAAAGAAACGAAAAAAUGGAAAGAGAAUAAAAUUAAAAGGUGAAUUUGUAUUUAGUACUGAAGAAGUAUUGAAAAUCAUCGAGGAGGCUGAACAGACACCCUUGCCUAAACGACGACAUGGUAGACCAUCUAAGCGUCAAAUUGAUCAAGUAGAAGAAGAGAUGGAAGAAGAAGAGGAUAAUGAUAGUUCAGUUGGAUCAGUGAUAGUUGUGGAUCACCCUGUAGCAUGUAGGACAAGGUCAAAUAGGAAAAUAUGA